Molecule: messenger RNA, 5583 nt
Organism: Dalotia coriaria
Lineage: Eukaryota; Metazoa; Arthropoda; Insecta; Coleoptera; Staphylinidae
Product: E3 ubiquitin-protein ligase SHPRH-like
Biological process (GO): protein polyubiquitination; DNA damage response
Cellular component (GO): nucleus
Molecular function (GO): ATP binding; ubiquitin protein ligase activity; ATP-dependent chromatin remodeler activity
Source: RefSeq, a predicted model, not a curated record
GUUGUAAACAAUGUUUAAACCGUUUAUUUAAUUGUUUACAAUUAAUGCGUAACACUAGGUUUUGGGAAGCCUACCAGUAGCGCCCUCUAAGCAAAACUAUCUGAAGUAUUUUCGAGCGUUGUUUACACCAACUCUCUAACCUCUAAAAGUUGUGCAGGUCGUUCGCAAUUGUUUAAUAAAAUAAGUGAUCUUUUAUAAGUUUUAUAACUAUUUAAUCAAUUAGUAUAGUGUUUUAAAGUUGGACAGUGUAGUUUAUAAGCGGACGUAUUGAUUUAUGUGAUAACUAUCUCAAUAAGAAUUUUUAAUACAUUUUAUUUACAAUCUAAAUAUCUACAAUGAAUUACGAUUAUCCAAUUAUCAUUAAAAAGAAACCCACACAGCCAAAGAAAAAAGGCAACAGAGACAAGAAAAGUUGCUAUUUGUGUUACCACCAGUGAACAAAGAAGAAUUUUAUAUUGGUAGUUUUAUUUUGGGUAAAAUUUCGGAUAACUACCCACGUUUGGAUGGUUUUGAUGAACUCAAAACAAAUUCUCAUGUACAUAUUAAAAGAGACAAUGAAUUGGACAUUUUAGUUGUGUUAAGAGAUGAAGAAAUUCUCUGGGGCAUUGAAAUACAAGUGGAUUCUCCAUUUAUUAAAGCUUUAUUGCAAAGUAAAAAGUUUUACUUGAAUCUUGAAAAGUCAAAUGAAGAUGUCCUGCUAAAGGUUUAUUUCCGGCAACUUCCGUUCCAAAAUGAAGCUUUAAAGACACGACGGAUUGUUACACAACUUUUCAACAUGAUAUACAACAUAGGAUGUGAACCAUUAAAUAAAUCAAAGAAAAAAAUUGAUACAAUCGACACAGUCGAAAAAGUAUUCCAUAAAAUUCGUGAUUAUCAAUUAGAUUUAAUCAAAAAAGAAGAAAAUCCAUCUGAAUUCAUACAAUCUCAAUGGUUGCGACCAACUUUACGUCCAUAUCAAAAAGACGCAGUGAAAUGGAUGCUUAAAAAGAAAGCAGCGAGUAGCAUGACGGAUGAGUCCCGACUACAAAUGCAUCCUAGUUAUGUACAAAUAAAACUGCCAUUUCUAACAGUUUAUUUCGAUCAGUAUCAAGGCAAUGUCUGCCUUGAGAAACCUUUAAUUGAAGCAUCACAAAACGGAGCAAUACUCGCCGAUGAAAUGGGUUUGGGUAAAACCAUUGAAGUACUCGGCAUAAUCCUUGCUGAUUUUGACAGUUUAAACGAAAAUAACGAAGAAAAUGUUGAGAAAAAAGUCUGUGUUCAUCGACAACGCAAACGCCCAGCGUAUACAAUCGCAGUGAUGAGGGAAGAUGGCCGAGAAGCUUCCGUUGAUGAACAAGCAACUACUCUACGUGAACGAAUGAAAAUCAUCUAUGAGAAAACCCUAACUUCCGUAUGGGACCAAAGAGAAAAACAACAAUACGACGUUGCUUGUAUCUGCGGAUCAUUCGAAGAAAGAAAUCUCAAAACCUGUGUUGAUUGUAAUAAAAAACAGCACUACAACUGCGUGGGUUAUGAUAAAACCUGCGGGCCCUUUCGUUGCUCACAAUGCUGGUCAAAACACCCACCGAUUAUCUCCAAAGGUACGUUAAUCGUCUGUCCGAUGAGUUUGUGCCAACAAUGGCUCAAUGAAAUCGCCAAACAUGUCGGACGUAAUCUAAAUGUACUCUGUUAUGAUGGAUCUAAUAUCCUCACACCGGUUUAUCCAACAAAACUUGCCAGUUAUGAUGUCGUUGUGACCACAUACACUGUCCUGCAAAAUGAGUUUUAUUUCGUUGAUCAAUGCGCUGGUAAAUCUCUACGGAAUCAGAGGAAAUAUUCAUCACCAGGCUCAGCGAUUACAUUUGUCCAAUGGAAAAGACUUUGUUUAGACGAGGCGCAAACUGUAGAGAAUGCCGGAAGUAUGGUUGCUAAUAUGGCGCAGAAAUUACGCGCGGAUUUCCGCUGGGCUAUCACUGGUACACCUGUGAGUAUAUCAAUCGCAGAUCUUUAUGGUCUGGUUGAAUAUUUGCAUCUUGCACCGUUUGAUGACUACGAGAUUUUUACGAAUACUCUGUAUAAUACAUAUCUGAAUGGAGAUGAGACGUUUUUAGUAGAAUUUUCUAAAGUCUUAUGGAGGACAAGAAAGUGUUUGGUUUUGGAUCAGAUUGAUAUUCCGCCACAGACUGUGCGGUAUCAUCAUGUGGAUUUCACACAAGUCGAGCGGUAUUUCUACGAUUGUGAAACAAAAGAAUGCCGGAAGUUAUUCCUGGAAAAAGCAGCGAAAUUGGAUGAAUUCAUGCAGUUAAUGAGUAUGUCCGCUGGUGAGCUUAAAGGUUUAUUACAACCUGUAUCAGCACUGCGUAGAGUGUGCGUUCAUCACAAUGUUGUCAAUGGUAGAUAUUUACUCACCAAAAAACCUGUGAAUUCCAUGCAGGAAUUACUUGAUGCGCUCAUUGCGCGUAAUGUGAACGACUGCGAAGAUCAUUUACGCAUGAUUAUUGCUUCGUAUAAUGGCCUGGCGGGAUUAUAUCUCUUGUUGAAUAAUCCACUAACUGCUGCUGAGUUUUAUGUUAAAGUAAUGCAGCUGGAAGAGAAGUAUAAAGAUCUUUCGAUUGAUAAACUGCCAAUGAUUCACACAAUAUAUAAUUUAAAGCUUUUGGUUGAAGCUGAUGAGAAUCUGUCGGUGAAUUUGAGUAAUUCUUUAGGGCAAGAUGUGAAACUUUCCGGGGUUGAGUUGAAAGCGAAACAAGAAUAUGUAGAGCAUGAAUACAUUCAGAAAUACGAACAUCAAACCAAACAGGUGAUACAAGUCCUGAAUGAAGUCAGUGAGAAUAUCGGUGACUUACAAGAGAAGAUGACCAAUGAUGAUGCUUGGUAUGCUGAUCUUGUAGCGGGGAUUUUUGCGGCUGAUUUGAAGAAUAUGCUGAUGCAACGUGUGAAGCGACUUUUGGAGAAUUUAAAAAACACUAAAUUUCGUCCAAGUCAAUCGUUUAUCAUUGAAUAUCUUAUGACUUGGUUAACAUCAAUUGGAACUCUGCGUGAGGCAGCAAUGACUGGUGUUAAUGAUCUGUAUGAAAUAACUCCUUCCGGUGAACGUAUAACAUUCACGCCUGAAAUUAUACGUGAGACUGUCGAUUGUCAUCUGCGACCUGAUAAAAAACGCAAAGCAGCAGACACAGAACUAUGCCGUUUUUGUGUUGUGAAUAAACUUCUCCAACAGUAUGAAGAGGUGUUGUUUCAAAAGGAUUUAGCUGCCAGUGGUAAGCAGAAGAAUUGGCAGCCUUCCGAGCAGGAGUUGAUUAUUACCGGUCUGGUGAGAUUGGCGAAUACAAAGCUUAAACAUCUAAGUGAUGCGUUGCAAGAUGGUGAAACAUUUCUGAAGAUGAUUGAGUUACAAAAGAAGGAGUUUAGAGAGCUGCGCAAGGCGUGGACGUACCUCGAAGCGCAACUUUGUGCGAAUGAUGAGUUGGUGAUUUGUAAAACAAGGUUGCAGUUGAAGGACGAGCAGGAGGAAGGAGCAAAUGGACCUAAGAAGCAUAGGGUUUUACGGCAACUCUCAAAUGAGAUAGCUAAUAAUUUAGAACAUAUUAAUGAGUUAUCCGAACACGAGAUUGAUGUUUAUCGUUUUAAUUUGGAGCAAGAGCAUAAGGGACACACAGCAAAGUUAGAAAAAUGUUUAGGGACGAAUAAGUACCUCGUCUCUUUGCAUAAUCGCGACGAACAAAACUUGGACCCUUGCCCGAUUUGUAGAUAUCCACUGGAGAAGUCGUGGAACAUGAUGCAGUGUGGCCAUGCCUUCUGUCUGGUUUGUAUGGAGACCAUUGUGGGCAGGAAUAUGGUUCGUGCGGAUCAGAAAAUUACUUGUGCGGUCUGCAGACAAGUUCAGCCUUUAUCUGAGAUAAGCUGUGUGGAUCAGUCGCUUUUUAAACCGCAGACAGUUGUGGAGACUGAUGAUAUUGUUGUCAAUGGAAACUGUUCAAGUAAAGUUGGCAGGAUUGUAAGACUCAUCAAGGAAUUGAUGCAAGAGGAAGAGGGUGUUAAGGUGCUGGUAUUUUCGUCGUUUCAACCUGUGUUGAAGAUACUUAAGGAUAUCUUUGAGCAGAACGAUAUUAAGUCAGUGGUGCUUAUGAGUGGUAAGCAGGUUGUGAAAACUGUUGAGGAUUUUAAAGAUGUGGAGAAAGGCGUUACUGCGAUGAUACUGCCUGUGAAUUUGGGGGCUAAAGGGUUGAAUUUAAUUGAAGCUACGCAUGUGAUUUUCGCGGAGCCGAUUCUGGAUCCUGCCGAGGAGCUGCAGGCGAUUGGAAGGGUGCAUCGUAUUGGUCAGAAAAGGAAAACUGUGGUUCAUAAGUUUAUUAUGAGGGAUAGUAUCGAGGCGAGCAUCCAAAGGGUUACAUCAUCCAAGGAUAAGUCGAAAUGGACUAGAGCAGAAAUCACCGUUCGGCAACUCAAGGAUUUGCUGUUUGGUUCGUGGGAAACAGAUGAAGAUUUAUGUGUAAAUGCGGCGGAUGAAGUACAAGAAGACGGAUUGGAGAAUGAGGAUGUGGUUGCAGGGGUUGUUGAGUAGGGUUUUUAAUUUGCACCUUUACUAUAAGAUCAUUUAUCCCAUUUGGUAAUAACUCACGAACUGUAAGGGUUAUUUGGGAUUUUUUUAAGUACUUACAUUGCCGUGGAGCACCCUAGAUUCACCCCGUACUGCGUCUAGAAAUACCCUAAAAUGGCCGCUGAAAAUAUCACAAAUGAUUUUUUGAAAACACGCGGUGGAAAAUGGGCUAUAACUCACGAACCAUAAGGGUGAUUUUUUGAUUCUCUGUACGAGUAUAGCUAAAGAGUUGCUCUAUCCUUUGCGCCUUAGAUUCACCCCGUAGUGCGCAUAGAAGUUCCUCAAAAUGGCCGCUGAAAACACUCUUGUUUGUGAUUUUGUGAAAUCACGCGGGGGAAAAUUGGUCAUAACUCUUGAACCAUAAGGGUGAUUUUUAGUUUCUUUGUAUGAAUUUAUAGCUAAAGAGUUGCUCUUUCAUUUGCGCCCUUGAUUCACCCUGUAGUGCGCUUAGAAGUGCCCCAAAAUGGCCGCUGAAAACACUCUUGUUUUUGAUUUUUUAAAAACACGCGGUGGAAAAUGGGCUAUAUCUUGCGAACCAUAUGGGUAAUUUGUAGUUUCUUUGCAUAAGUUUAUAGCUAAAGAGUUGCUCUUUCAUCUGCGCCCUAGAUUCACCCUGUAGUGCGCUUAGAAGUGCCCCAAAAUGGCUGCUGAAAACACUCUUGUUUGUGAUUUUGUGAAAACACGCGAUGGAAAAUUGGUCAUAACUCUUGAACCAUAAGGGUGAUUUUUAGUUUCUUUGCAUGAGUUUAUAGCUAGAGAGUUGCUCUUUCAUCAGCGCGUUAGAUUCACCCUGUAGUGCGGCUAGAAGUGCCCUAAAAAUGGCAAUUGAAAAUAGCUCUAUUUGUGAUUUUGUAGGAACACGCGGUGGAAAAUUGGUUGUAACUCGCGAACCAUAUGGAUGAUUUUCACUUUUUUAUAUAUUUAGUUUGUAAAAGAGUUGAUAUAUAUUGUAUAAACUUUCUGUAACCAUAAUUUGUGUUUGUAAUAAAUAAUAUUUUUGAUUA